Messenger RNA from Paramuricea clavata, 2526 nucleotides. The record is from the annotation of a GenBank genome assembly. Lineage: Eukaryota; Metazoa; Cnidaria; Anthozoa; Malacalcyonacea; Plexauridae.
AUGUCAGUAAAUUAUAAAACGUCUGGAAUCGGUAAAGGUUUAUGUGAGCUCAACAGUGAAACAUUGCAAGAGACAUCUGAUGCAGGUGGAAUUCUGCAUAACCCUGAGUUCAACCACCUUUAUAUAGUCAAAAAGGUAUGAAAAAUACGAGCUUUAUUCGAUACUGAUGUAAUUACUGAUAAAAGGAAUAGCAUGCAUGUGUGUUAUAAAUGUUAAUGGUUAUGGUUAUAGUGAACGUGUUUUUCAUCUACUUAUAUAAACCAGACAUUGAUAUGAAUCAUAUAUCGGGCAUUGUCACUCCGUCUCAAACCAGUGGGGUUUUAUUUACGGAAAUUUUGGUUAUCCAUGCCGAGAUAUGUUUAGGUGAUCAUGAAAACCUCUUAAUAUUUAAACUAUAACUAUAGAGCUGCAUGGAGCUGAGGAGAAAACAGAAUCCAUGAGAGAAUUGAGAGUUGUGCAUGGCGUCAUUUUUAGUCUACGUUUCGGAGCACGUAUAUAUAGCGAUCGAUAAUGGAAAAAGUUUUUCAGUCAAGAAUCCCAUGACCAUUAAUUCAGAGGGAACUCGAAUUUAAUCAUUUUUGGAACAUUAAUAAAUAUAGCUACUCAGGUAAGCAAGGGUGAUAUAUAUCCACGUACUUGUAGCUAAUCUAAUUUUUCCCACACGCUAAUUUUAUUAAUGAAAGACAACGAACUGGAUGCCACAUGUUUAAUUAACUCGCGUUUUAAAAAUUAAACUAAACACUGUUGAUAUGUCGAUCGUAUAUAUAUAUAUAUAUAUAUAUAUGUAAAUAUAUAUAUUUAAAUAUUUAAAUAUAUAUAUAUAUAUAUAUAUAUAUAUAUAUAUAUAUAUAUAUAUAUAUAUAUAUAUAUAUAUAUAUAUAUAUAUAUAUAUAUAUACAGGGUGUAUCAAAACAAGUAAGACAAUUUUGAAAUUGCUCUCAAUUCCACAAUUCUGUUCAUGAAAUGUAAUUUUUUGUAUGUUUGGAUUGCUUGAGUUCUUAAAUUAUGGAAAAUAUAAAAAAAUUUGAAAAUAGUAAAUUUUGCUAUCCAGGUGGGUGGUCAACUUUUGCUCUUAUAAAAGUGGCUUGCGCACGGAAAUGACAAACGGUAUUCUUCAUUUGAGUUCAUGUAUGAAAAGUUCCCUAUUUGUUGCAUUUAUGGUAAAAUUUCGGAAAAAUUUUACCGAGUACAAAUCCUACGAAAAGCCUAUGAAAACGUUGCAUUUUUUUCUGUUGGUGCUGUUCUUGCUUCUUUAUGAAUUCAUUUUUACUCCCAUGAGAGUUCCGUGGAAUUUCCAUGGAAUUUGUGCUUUCGAGUUGUUUGUGCUGAAACGCAUUCUCUCGUAUAAUACCCCGUCUCCUCUGAGAUAAACCGUUGCACCUCCUCUAAAGCUUUUCCACAGCUGCACCAUUUCCAUCAUAAUCCGGGAACGAUAGAGUCCAUGCAUCAAUGAGAGCUUACUCGGAUGGGGGAACCUUAUAGAAUUUACGGUAAAUAUUUUUAAAGUUCGAAAAAUCCUCCAUUUUAGAAACCCUUGCCACCAGCCUCCUUACCACCCAUCUCCUGCAAAGAUAUUCUGACAAAAUCAGCAGGGGCUACAAGUGGACUUUAUGAUAUAUCUGUUGACAACAAAAUGGUGACAGUGUUCUGUGAAAUGGUUCUUUAUGGUGGAGGCUUCACCUUUAUCCCCAAGUCGGCUGUCAAGAAAGGAACCCUACCCAAACUUGUAUCGCAACUUUUCACAAACCAUUCUGAAGUUCUUCUGUACAUUCAAAAGAAAGAUGGAAGUCAGACCUACACCCACAUCCGACAACUGGAAGAGAAAUCGCAAACGCCUUUAGUAGUCUUGCAGAAUACACACACAGGUUAGUUUGUGUAAAUAUGAUUAUGAAAGCUACAUUGCUAAUGAUGUUAGUUGGUGCUGACAAGCGAUUUGGAAUUAAAAAUAGGUUGCUAUAGGGGUGUGGAAAAAGGGUAGUGCUUCGUGAUGGCCGUUAUAGUGGCAGUAUACGUUUGUAAGUGUCCCUAAGUAAUAACAAACACUUUACUUGCGCAAAGAAAAUUAUAUGUUCCCUGUAGUUUACCUUGUGUCCAUUUUAAUGGUAUAACGGUGAUGGUGGUUGUGAUGGUAGUGGCAGUAAAAGUUUGUAAGAUCAGUGUUGAUAAUUAAAAUAAUAACAAACACUUUAAUUGGGUAACACAAAUUACCGGUGUCCCAGUAGUUUACAUUGGACCCAUUUUUAUGUUAUAAGGAUUGUGGUGGUGAUGGUUGAAAAUUACCAUGGAAUUAGUGUUAUGAUGGUAAUUAUAGUAGGAGAUCGCUGCGAACUAUUUCGACUAUCAGGAAUGAUUCAACGUAAGAGAUUUGAAAGAAUAUUGACAUCGCUAGAUUGUGUUCAGUUAUUAUAAUAAUUGUCAAAGUAAAUAUUGUUAUAGAAAUAAAUAUAAUAAGAAUUCAGUAAUGAGAGUGAUAAUUAGGUGGUGAACUAUUAAUUUGUAGUUGGUGACGAUAAAACAAGCGAGUGA